AUGUUUAAUAUCAUGAGAUGUGUAGAUUAUUGUUGUAUCAUCCGUUAUUAUCCAGUCGUGAAACACUAUAUGUCUCAGGGCUACUAUCAGUGGUAUCCAUGGAUGAAACACUAUAUGUCUCAGGGCUACUAUCAGUGGUAUCCAUGGAUGAAACACUAUAUGUCUCAGGGCUACUAUCAGUGGUAUCCAUGGAUGAAACACUAUAUGUCUCAGGGCUACUAUCAGUGGUAUCCAUGGAUGAAACACUAUAUGUCUCAGGGCUACUAUCAGUGGUAUCCAUGGAUGAAACACUAUAUGUCUCAGGGCUACUAUCAGUGGUAUCUAACAAUGAAAGUCUUGAUGGUAAAGGCAUACUAUUAG
This is a messenger RNA of Candidula unifasciata, 360 nucleotides long. Lineage: Eukaryota; Metazoa; Mollusca; Gastropoda; Stylommatophora; Geomitridae. The record is from the annotation of a GenBank genome assembly.